This is a messenger RNA of Copidosoma floridanum, 5362 nucleotides long. RefSeq lists its product as uncharacterized. NCBI's taxonomy places the organism in Eukaryota, Metazoa, Arthropoda, Insecta, Hymenoptera, Encyrtidae. The record is from RefSeq and is a predicted model, not a curated record.
CCCAUACUUAAUAGUAGGUAUACCUAAUUACAUCAUAAGUCUGCAAUGUCCGCAUCAGUAGGGGCAAUAAGCCACUGUGUUUGGACAAGUAUUGUAGUGAGGCGUGUGGCAUAAACGUUAAGGACAUCAACGCCUCAAAGUGCGAGAAUUCAUGGUUCAUUGAGCAAACUUAUACCUUAUAGUGUAGGUUGUUUGUUUUGAAAAGUGAGGAUUUUGGAGUAAUAACAUUGGUAGAACGAAUUCAUUCGAUAAGUAUGAAGGGAUGUAUGUAGAGGUGCGAUAAAUACCUCACAGAUGAGACAACAACUUUACAAAGGAGUAAAUAAGCAAUGUAGUCUGUCAUAGAUGCAUUUGGGUUCGCCUCCAUCACAAACGAGUGCGUUGGGGUAGUUCCUGAGCAAUAUACUUGAAUGGUUGCCUGGCUGUUACACAAAAAUAAACACAGGAUAUCCUAAAAGAUGGCUUCCAGUGCUCUGGAGGAAAAGAUUGAGAAAAUCAGAUUGCAAAAUGAGAAAAUUCGGCAGAGAUACGAGGAAGUAGAAGCUGAUAAGAAAAAUGCGGCAAAAUUAAAUGCUCUAGUUCAGUUAGUUCCGUCGGACGACUGGCCGGAAAGAAAAGAACCUCCUGAGUUCUUAGUUGCACCAAAAAGUUCUCAGAAACUGAAACCCAGUAAGGAUCACAGUGACAGACAAGCUCCCCAACAUCAUGUGGCAGUUCCAGAUAGAUCAUCCAAGAAAGAUCAUAAAUUUCCUCAGGGCAAAGGACCUCCACCAGACCCAAAAUAUAAUUUUUUAGCAGAUUCAGAAAGGGAAACUCGUGCAGCAGAUGAAGGUAAAAAUGAAGAUGAUAAAAGCAAAUCUAGAAAUAAAACACCUCGUGGAUCUACCAGACGAAGAGGUGGUGGCAAUGGUGCAGGAAAUGGAAAUCAACCAUUUUUCAAAGAUAAUCGUGGUCCACAUGCUUUUCACAGUAAAAGUGAAUCUUUACCUGAAUACGAAGCAUGGAGAGCGGAACGCGAUAGGAUUGAUGAAGCACGUAUCAACAGGCAGAAAACAGCUGAAGGCAACUGGCGGAGGGAGUGGGAUGUUAAUAAGGUAAAUGUUGAAAAAGCAUCAGAAACUGUGCAAAAAGUAGACUCCAAUCGUAAAGAUUACGAUAGAAGGAACAAUUAUUACGAAAAUGAUUACUCAACUCGAGGACAUGGUGGAGGUAGAAAUCACGGUUUGCAAAAGAAUCAUGGUAAUCAAGAUCAUCGUCGUCCAUAUCAUGAUUACAAUCAAUCGUACGAAUACAAAAGACAACCUGACAGUACAUUCUCUCUUUCUGAUGAUAGAAUGAUAGGCUCUGCUACUGAUCAAAGUGUCAAAGUAUCAGCAAAUCCUAUGAAUCAAGUGAAGGGUCCAGUUAUGAGCGUUAAAGUGAGUUCACCUAGCAUCGCAGGAACUGGUAGAGUUGGUCCCCGUCAAAAGAGCCGUGUUACUUACAGCAGCCAAUCCGACGCCGAAAUGAGUCUUCAUGAGCCUAAAAAUGUUCCUCGACCAAAGUCUUUUGACGAUAAAACAGCAGCAAUGAGUUUUACUACAGUUGGACCAUCACAAAAAACAACUCCAAAGAGUCCUUUCAUGCAGCGAAAAAAAGAAGGUAACACAAAAUCUCCCUAUCUACAAAGAAAAGAACUCCGAGGUGAAGAUCAAUCCACCCAUCCCAAGAAUCCAAUGAAAAGCUUGAAUUCCCCGAAAAACGAGCCUAAAGAUCAGAGGCCAAAUCAUCAUACCCCUAAGCCUCCACGAGUGCAAAGACGGGUAACUCAAAAACCUGUUACAGAAACGGCGCAAAGUGUUCCUAAUAGCUCUGAUAACGCGAUACCUUCUGAAUAUAUUCCUAGUAAAUCGUUUAAUAGUGAAAAUGUUGCUGAGCAAAAACCUAUUAUUGAUGAUGAUAAUGCAAUAAUUGCUGAUGAAUGUAACCAAUUCAAUGUUGAAUUAACUGAUAAAUCUAAGAGUUCAGAUGAUUGUAUUCAAAUUGUUAAACCUGUUGAUCAAAGUAUGUGCAAUAAUUAUGUUGAAAAUUGCAAUGUUGAAGUUAAUAAUGAUAAGGUUAAUCAAAUCAACGAAAGUGAUGGAGUCAAUUCUGAAACUGAUAGUAGCACUCAAAAUAUUGAAGAAAUCCGUGAAAUUUGUGAAACUGUUAAAACUAAUCAAGAUGGUGUGGCUUGUCAAGGUAAAAAUGAUAAAAGCAUUGAUGAGAAAGAAAUGGAAAUUAGUUCCUCCGACGAUACAGUAGUAACCAAACCUGAACAGAUAAGUGAAGAAGAGUCACACGAACUAGUUAUAAAUGAGGGUACUCUGUCAGAAAACCAAAAUGAAAUCGUUAGUGUUGAAGAAAACACAGAACCAGUCGUCCCACGUGAAGAACUUCACUCUUUAAUUUCUCAAGAAAUUAAUGAAUGUGAAGAAAAAUCCGACCCAGUCGAUGAAAUUAAAGCUACUGAAUCUGAGAACAAAACUCACGCUUUAUCUUCCGGUAAGUCUGAAGAGGAAGAAAGAAUGAGUAACGUGUGUGAACAAAAAUUAGGUGUUGAAUCUCAGCAGAUGAACACUGACUUGGACAGUAGUAGUGAGCCAGCGGAAUCGAAAGCAAUAGAAUCGUCCGAUUCAGAUGCUGUGCAAAACACAUUCUUGAAUGACAGUGGAAUUGCAGAUGCGGAUUGUGGAUUGGGAACAAGCAAGACUAGUGAGUUUGACAACUCUCAAAAUCGAUCUGCCGAUGACAGUGGCCUAGUAUUUGAUUCCGACAAAGCUCAGUGUGACAUAAACAACAUGGUUGGAGAAACCUACUCUCCAAACGAUAUUCAAAAAAAUUUUACAGCUCAAUCCGAUCCAGUGGACGUAACCAAAGAAAAUUGUGAAAAAUUGGAGGAAAUCUGUGAUAAACGUAGUGCCGUGUACGAAGUAGUUGAUCAAGCAGAGGAAAAGCAGGUGAAAAUGAGUGGCAGUAACGAGGCAGCAGUUAUACCUGAGGGUAAUUCUACCAAAGACAACGGUGACAACGACGCUAUUAAAAUUUUGCUUCCUGACAUUUAUAAAGAUAAGUCAUCAAUCGAUGAAAAUUUUGAUGAAAAAGAAUCAUCAACAAAUGCUGCUGAGAAAACAGAUUAGCUUUUCUCUUUGUAAGCACACAUGUGUUCUAACUUACUGUAAAAGACUUGAGUUUUUAGAGUUUAAAAGUAAUAGCGUCUCUUUGAAUGAGUGAAAAAUCUAUUUUGCGCAUCGCGUACAGAGGUAAGUUUAUAAAAUAUAUUUGAAAUUUAAAAUUUAUAAUGCUGUUCCAUAGACAUUCAACGAUUUAACUGUGCAAUUUAAAGUUUAAUUGAUGCAGUAGAACAAAUAGAUUUUUCAUAGUUUCAUAGCAGCUGUAUGUAUAAGAUAAGUUUUGAUUGAAAAUAAGGUAAUGGAUGCAAAGAUGCAAUAACUAUGUAAUAUGCUAGGGGGCUAAAAGUGAAAAAUGUCUGUAUAUCUGCACAAUCAGUCAACCUUCCACCCGAAGCUACACUUUAAAUCGUGUCCGUGCCAGGAAAACUGGCAAAAAAAAAAACGAUUAUUCUCAUGUUCAUGGCAAUGUGCACAUUUGAGACAUUUUUUACGUCUUAACCCUAGCUGCGUGAGGUACUAACUAUUGUAUCCAUAAGAAAAUACACGAAGAUUCGUCAAUCUUUUCAACUUCUUACUCAUAUUCAUGUAUAUUAUAUUGAGGAGUCUGUAGUUGAGAUGACCUUGUUUUUAAGAAAAUUAAAGAAAAAAAAAGGAAUCGCGCAAAAUUCAAAGUUCGUGCAUAUGAAUGAAUUAACAUGUAGAUGUUUGCUAAACAGUGAUAAUCUAGCCAGAUAAAAGGAUUGUGAUAAAGAUGAUGAAAAAAAAAAAAAAUUUUUGUCGGAAAAUUAAAUUAGAUAGCCAUUGGCUAAAAAAUGAUGAUGGGCAACGAAGCAGGAGCACUUUUUUUCUACCGAUAGAUUUAAAAAAUAAAAGGCUGGUUUAUCUAUGUUUGGUGCGGAAAAGAACAGCCAUACUUCUAUAUUUUUUUAAUCGUAUAAGGUCUGAUUCGCUCCCAUCAGACGUCUUUUGUAUCGAUUUUUGCGAGUUGUGAGUUAUAAAAUGCGAUAACACCUCUUUCUUCUUCUCCUUUCUGGCUUAUUUCUCUUUUGCAUGUGUAGCUAAUCUUGACUGAUACAUAUUGAGCUCAGCUGUUUUCAGAUAUUAUUCUAUCAAUAGGUAAUGUUGUCUUGCAUGAGUGAAUCAAUUGAUGCCGUAAGUAAAAAAGCGAUCAUAUAGUGAUAAGUUACGUAUUCUUUACGUACUAUAAUAGUCAAUAUCGCUUUUUUCUUAAUUUAGUUUAUUGAUAAGUUUAUUCGAUUUAAUACACUAAUAUUUAUUAUCAAAAGUAUUUAUAUAAUUAUAAAAAAAGUGUCAUUUAUUUAAAAUUACAAAUUACGUGUUUCUUAAUGGCUUAUUUUGAUGCCACCGCUUUAUUAGCCAUUUUUUGAACAAAGUUAACUGACUCACUGACUUCUUGUCUACAUGACUUUAUUGUAAACUCAUAGAAAAAAGAAUAAUUGCCCAUGAAUUUGUUUCAAUCAAUAAUUGUUCAUUUUUUAAACAAGAUGAUUAUUCUUCCAUAAUUGAGUCUUUAAAAAAAAUAAUAAUAACGUACAGUUGCCACGGUUUUCUAGUAAUUUUAGUGCCAUUUGUUCAAAGAAAAAUUUAUCAAUCAAUUUAUUAAGCAGAAAAACAAAUUCUCCGUAGUACCAUGCUGAGGCUUAAUAUGCUUUAACCUUUGAUGCUUUGGCCGUUUUGCUUCUUUUUUUUUCUUUUUUUUUUCUUAUACAAUAAUGUACAUGGCAACAAAAAAACAAGUAUACUUGAUCUGCUUUUUAUAAAAAAAAAAUUUUUAGUAUUAUUUUUUACGUGAGUCGCAACAUUAAUGUAGUGACGUAAAGAGAACGAGAUUGAUUUUGGUGGAUGGCAAAUAAUAUUUUUAUACAUUCGUCACGCGAGGCACAUAAAAUUUAAUGCACGUAGCAUACUAUACUAUUUCUUAAAAAAUUGAAAAAAAAGAAGCUUAAUUUUCAAGCUAUUUUUAACGAAUUAAAUGCAUACAGUUUCAUAGCUUUAUUAAUCGCCAAGAAAUUUAGUUUUAGUCUGUAUGAAUUAGAUCCUAGAUGAUAAUGUAAGCUCGAUAAAUUUUUCUUUUACAAUUAAAAAAACUGUUUUUUAUUUGAUCGUUAUUUCGUAUAUUUUGUAGAAUAACUCAUUUAUUUAUUUUCAUUCAAUCGUAUCGUUUUUUUUUAUUUAUUAUAAACCAGUUA